AUGUUUGGCAUUUCGUCAUCCGAAGCAAAUAGAAAAUCCGCGUCAUUUUCUCGUCUUCGACUUCUCAAAGAUCUCGCGGAUUUAAAUUCUUUGCCAUCAAUUUGUCAAGUAGCUCCAGAUGAUCCUGCUGAUGUUUCUCAUCUUACUGUAACAAUUUCACCCGAUGAGGGUUUAUAUAAAGGAGGUCGUUUUGUCUUCUCGGUCAUCGUGUCUGAUGAAUAUCCGUUCAGUCCACCGAAAGUCAAAUGUACACAGAUCAUUUAUCAUCCAAAUAUCGAUUUAAAUGGAAAUGUUUGUUUAAAUAUUCUAAGAGAAGAUUGGCAACCGAUGCUUUCAAUAGAAACAAUCGUUAUCGGUUUGGUAUUUCUAUUUAAAGAGCCAAAUCCACAUGAUCCAUUAAACCACGAUGCUGCUGCUGUAUACAAUCAAAAUAUCGAUCUGUUCAAAUCAAAUGUUGAGAAAACAAUGGUUGGUAGAACUGUGGAUAAUAUAAAAUAUGAUAAUGUACUUAUUUAA
Adineta ricciae is the source of this 516-nucleotide messenger RNA. NCBI's taxonomy places the organism in Eukaryota, Metazoa, Rotifera, Eurotatoria, Adinetida, Adinetidae. The record is from the annotation of a GenBank genome assembly.